Protopterus annectens (West African lungfish) is the source of this 3798-nucleotide messenger RNA. Its product is annotated as lysine-specific demethylase 3B-like. The transcript is spliced from 15 exons. The record is from RefSeq and is a predicted model, not a curated record. Gene Ontology annotation, biological process: regulation of transcription by RNA polymerase II. Gene Ontology annotation, molecular function: chromatin DNA binding; transcription coregulator activity; histone H3K9 demethylase activity. NCBI's taxonomy places the organism in Eukaryota, Metazoa, Chordata, Ceratodontiformes, Protopteridae. Bases 97 to 3798 code for a protein of 1233 amino acids. Gene Ontology annotation, cellular component: chromatin; histone deacetylase complex.
CGUGGUGUCUCGCGGUGAUGAAAAGGUUAUGGCGGGGCGCGCGCGCUGUUGGGUCCCGCGAGUCGGGUUUUAACAGUGGCAACGGCGGCGCGCACGAUGGCGGAUUCGGCGUGUAUGGUUGGAAAGCGACUGCUCGUGCUUUUCGGGGACGCGCGCUGUUCUACAAGCCCUGGCGGUGCGGCAGGACGGGACUGGCUUCGGGGGACGGUACGUGCAGUGAAAGGAACAGUGGCUUCUCCUGUUCAGUCGUUUUUUGUGGAAUUUGAUACUCCUCGUUGGAAACGUCGCUCUUGGGUGAAAAUUCAUGCUGAGGAUGUCCUUGUAUUGUUGUUGGAAACUUCAUUGGUGUGGGCCCCCCGGAACAAGUGUGCCUCUCUCCAGGGGAGUAGGGGCUCUACUCUUGAGUGGCCAGCUUUGACAUUUAAGGCUUUUGUGGACAAACUUGGUUUGGGAUCAUUGUCAGCUGUGGAAUUCCUUCCAGACCGAGAGCUAUGCUUUCUCGAUAGUAGCGGUCUCCGCUUAUUUCAGAUGGAAUCUGAUGGUCAAACUCCAGUCAUACAGCAGCAUUCUCCCCUUAAACAGAGUGUUAAUGCCUGGCUCAGUGAGCAGAAACUGCAAGAGAUUUUCAGCAAAGGUCCCUAUAGUGUCCAGGGCCAGAAGGUGAAAGUCUUUCAGCCUGAGCUAGAAGGUAGUUGGUUACGAGGUGUUGUCGUCCGGCACGAUCCUAUAUCUCGCAUCAUGGAAGUUAAUUUUGAGGAACAUGAAGCUCAGUUAGUAGAUCCAAAACUAGUCCAUGUUGUACUGGCAGAUGAUGCUGAUUCUCAAUCUGAGGGUUGCCACGGAAAACUUGUUAAAAUUCCAAAGUCAAGGAAGAAAAAGAAAGAUUCUGUUGAUGGAAAGGAUAACCGAAGGAGAAAAAAUACUUCAGACAGUGACAGUGACCCUUCUGUUAAGAGACUGAGGGGGGAAAAAGAAGCAGACAGCAGUGGCAGUGAGGGGACAGAAAAUGGCCGUGGAUCUUGGAAAGCACCAAGAGGCGAGAACAUUAUAGCAGAGUCCACCCUGUCUUGUGCAACUGGCAAUGUGGCUCAGGUUGUGUCCCAGAUUCAUCCCAGUAUCCAUUUUGCCACAUAUACCAAAGAAAAUGGCCGAACCUUGGUGGUACAGGAUCAGCCUAUAAGUGUUAAAUCCAGCAUCACUACAUCAUCAGUACCGGAAAGUGAAGGACACACUACCAUUAGCCCUGACAUUGAAAACCAGAAAAGAGAUCAAGCACUACUACAAGGGAUGGGUGUGGUUUGUGGCAUUGACAAUUCAGCUGUGUCUCUAGCUACAUUUGGCACCAUUGCUAGAUCUUCAGCAGCCUCAGUAAAGAUCUUGGACUCUGAACAACAACAGAAAGAGAACUCAAGAAAUUCACUUCUGGCGUCCUCUAGCUUUGGAGCAACAUCAUUAUCUGGUCACUCCUUGUUUGGUGAUGAUCGUGCCCAGUCAAAUGGAGUGUUUGGUCAAGAGAGCAAACCACUAGGGUUCCAGCUAGGUGGCAGUGAUACAGAAGAAACUAAUUCUGAUCCCUCUAAAAACUUAUUUUUUCAGUGUAUGCUCCAGAAUAUCCCUCCAAGUAAUUAUUUCACAGCUGUAUCAGAAAGUCUCGGUAAAGAACCACCUAGUCUCAAUUUAUUUAAACAAACUGCAGACACUGUUAAAGAUAGUGACUUGACCUCUGGACUUUCCAAAGCAAAUUCACAGCCUGGAAUGGAUAGUAAAGUAAGUAGCAUGGGGAACAUUUCUCUGGAAAGUAAAGCUUCUUCAGAAGUCAUGCCAAAACUUACUCCUGCAUUUCCAGGAAACACGUUGAAAACCAAGGCUCAAGAAAAACAUGAAAACCUGUUUCUACAGCCGCCUAAAUUGGCAAGAGAGGAGCCAUCCAGUCCAUUUCUUGCUUUUACUGAAAAACGGGAUACUAGCACUUUUAGCAGUCUAGCACAACAGCAGACUACGUCCACAACUACUACUACAACUACUACUACAUCUGUUGUAGGUACUCCUUCACUGCCAAGCUGGCUGGCUGUACAGCCUUUAAGUGCUGAUAAGAUGAGCAGUCUUUUCAGCAUGAGUGAGUCUUCUAAAACACCUUCCUUUUCUUCACCCUUUUCUACCUUUUCUGUUUCAGCACAGAGGCCUACAAGUUUUGGUAAUGGUCGGCCUGUUUCUCCUGUUUCCAGCUUUAUUCAACCAAUGGAAAUGCCUACACUUGCAGCUAGUCCAACUGAGGAAGGGCCACUGGUUGGUUCUGGACAACAAGGCAGCCCACUUCUGAAAGCUUUUGCUGAUCUUUCAAGUAUGACACAGCCUAGCUUUACUUUACCUCAGUGUGGGGGCUUCCUACGGGAUGCUAAGCUGCCGUUUGAACAAUCAAAGCACUUUUCACUAGAUGAGCGGAGUGUGUCAUUUAAACAUGAUUCUGACUCAAGUACCAAUAGCGAUUUGUCAGACCUUAGUGACUGUGAAGAUCAGUUACAGGCUCGGAUUGGAAUAAGGGGUUUGCCAGAACACCUGGAGGGAAGGCUCGGACCUCACGGAGAAAGAAAUGCAGAGUUUUUGAUGGGCAGAGGAAAAGUAAAGCGGAUAGUGAAACGCCGACCACGAGCAACUCCUUUAAGAAUUGGCCAGUCAGUGUUGAAAGACUUGAGUAAGGUGAGGAGGCUGAAACAGACAGGAGAGCCAUUCUUGCAGGAUGGCUCAUGCAUCAAUGUGGCUCCACAUCUGCACAAGUGUAGAGAAUGUCGUUUAGAACGUUAUCGCAAAUUCAGGGAGCAAGAUAAUGAAGAUACUACUGUGGCUUGCCGCUUCUUUCACUUUCGAAGGUUGGUCUUUACUCGGAAAGGUAUCCUGCGUGUUGAAGGAUUCUUGAGUCCACAGCAAAGUGAUCCAGAAGCCAUGAGCUUAUGGAUUCCAUCUUCAUCACCUGCAAAUGGCCUAGAUCUGGAGACAUCCAAGUAUAUUCUAGCAAAUGUCGGCGAUCAGUUCUGCCAGCUCAUCAUGUCUGAGAAGGAGGCUAUGCUGAUGGUAGAGCCUCAUCAAAAAAUGGCAUGGAAGCGAGCUGUACGUGGUGUAAGGGAGCUCUGCGAUGUGUGUGAAACAACACUUUUCAACAUCCAUUGGGUGUGCCGAAAGUGCGGCUUCUGUGUCUGUCUUGAUUGUUUUCGUUUACGAAAAAAUAGGCCUAGAAUAGAAGAUGAUGAUGAUGAUUUCUUCUCUUGGUUAAAGUGUGCCAAGGGCCAGCCUCAUGAACCAGAAGCACUUAUGCCUACACAGAUCAUUCCUGGUACAGCUUUAUACAACAUUGGUGACUUGGUGCAUGCUGCCCGAGGGAAGUGGGGUAUCAAAGCCAAUUGCCCAUGUAGCAACAAAGCACUAAAAAUUGGGACCAGAGGAGCAGCAACCAAUGGAGUGCCUCAGCCCUCUAUAUUGAAUCCCGGUGGUUCUGUUAUUGACAAUGAAGCUUCUUCUAGUUGUGGAGAGGCAGGUUUGAUGCUGCAUGAAAAUGACCCGCUUCUCAAAAUUGAGAGUCUGGAGAGCACAAGUGAAGAAUGUGGAGGGAUGCUCUAUGAUGGGGAUGCAACUGAAACUAGUAGCACUGCAGAGUCUUCUUUAGAUCCAAAGAACAGCCAGGUUGGAUCCGCAGAUCCAGUCCAGUCCUAUGCUUUACAUUGGCUGGCAGAUGUAGCAGCACAGAAAGCCAAGGAGGAGACAAAAGAAUUCACAUUACUAUUCAUGGUUAAUAAUGCCAUAUAA